UUUGAUGAUUACGUCAAUAAUAAACAAAUUCAUAUCUUAACAAAUGACCCAACCACUACCACUAACACUACCAGAGCACAGAGCGGGACCUCCAUUUUUAAAUCUUUCAUCAGAAUUUCUUUUGUUUCGGUGCCAACUGCCAACUACCUCUCUUGCUUUUCGUUUCAGUAAUCCUAUACAAAAGUUAUCCGUCUCCGUUCUCUGUUUCUUUCUUCUUCUUCUUCUUCUCUUUGCCGGCCUCUUCACCCUGCAACCCACAUUUGUCAGAUCUGUUUCUCCUCUUUCUCCUUUCUAUUCAAAUCUAGGUUUUUUUUUUUUUUUGUUCUUUAAACCCUCUUGCGCUAUCUCCCUCUGUAUUUCCAUUCAUACGCAGGCCUAGCUCUGAUUUGCAUGUUAGGGAACUCAAACCCUAGAUUCGUGCAGCAACAUGCCAAUUGAGUCUUAGAUAUCACUGGCUGAAAUCGGAACUCUCAAAUUAUCCACAAUGCAGAGCUCAGCUAGCUCAGUAGCUCAACCAGAGGCCAUAUUGGACUGGCUUCAGAAAGAGAUGGGCUACAGGCCGUUGGGACCAUACACUGUCUCUACGAACAAAUCCCAGUUGCCCUCCAUUGAUGCGCUUCGUAAGGUUUGCCGUGGAAACAUGAUACCCAUUUGGAGUUUCUUGAUAAAGAGAGUGAAAUCGGAGAAAACUGUGGACAGUAUAAGGAAGAAUAUAAUAGUGCAUGGUGGUGUUGAGAGUGGUGGUUCGGUGAAUUUGGGAAAAGAGGAGGGUCGGAGUAAAGGAGGGAGGAGGAAGGAAAAGGCAGUUGGGGAGAGUUCUAGCUCGGCGGAGAGUCGGGAAGCCGCUUUGCAGGAGAGGGAUUUUGCCGCAAAGGAGGUAGAAAGGUUGAGAAACAUUGUAAGGAGGCAGAGGAAGGAUUUGAGGGCUAGAAUGAUGGAGGUAUCAAGAGAAGAGGCUGAGCGGAAGAGAAUGCUUGAUGAGCGUGCAAAAAACAGGCAUAAGCAGGUGAUGUUGGAAACUUACGAUCAGCAGUGUGAUGAAGCAGCAAAAAUAUUUUUAGAGUAUCAUAGACGUCUUUGUCACUAUAUUAAUCAAGCAAGGGAUGCUCAACGGUCAAGUGUUGACUCAUCCAUUGAAGUAGUUAGUAGCUUCGGUGCGAACACUGAGAAGGAGGCUGUCUAUUCAACAGUUAAGGGCACUAAAUCUGCCGAUGAUGUUAUCCUUAUUGAAACAGCUAGGGAAAGAAAUAUUCGAAAGGCAUGUGAAUCUCUUGCAGUUCAUAUGAUUGAGAGAAUACGCAGCUUUUUUCCAGCUUAUGAAGGAAGUGGCAUUCAUUUGAAUCCUCAAUUAGAAGCGGCCAAGUUGGGCAUUGACUUUGAUGGGGAACUGCCCAAUGAAGUUAGAACCGUCAUUGUGAAUUGCUUGAAGAAUCCUCCUCAAUUACUUCAGGCAAUUACUGCAUAUACUUUACGGCUUAAAACUUUGAUUUCUAGAGAAAUAGAGAAAAUUGAUGUUAGAGCUGAUGCAGAAAUCUUGAGAUACAAGUAUGAGAACAACCAAGUAAUGGAUAUUUCUUCUACUGACGUUAGCUCACCACUAAAUUAUCAACUUUAUGGCAAUGGAAAGAUUGCAACAGAUGUGCCCUCUAGAGGAAGCCAAAAUCAACUUCUUGAGAGACAGAAAGCUCAUGUUCAGCAAUUUUUAGCUACUGAAGAUGCAAUAAACAAAGCUGCAGAAGCUAGGGACAUGUGUCAAAAGCUCAUAAAACGCUUGCAUGGAAGUGGUGUAGUUUCAUCUCAUUCACUUGGUGUUGGUGGCACAUCACAGAACAUUGGCAGUCUCAGGCAAUUUGAGUUGGAGGUUUUGGCCAAGGAGAGAGAAGCUACUGGACUGAGGGCAAGCUUGAGUACCUUGAUGUCUGAAAUCCAACGGUUGAAUAAGUUGUGUGCAGAGAGGAAAGAGGCUGAAGAUUCUUUGAGAAAGAAGUGGAAGAAAAUUGAAGAGUUCGAUGCACGCAGAUCUGAACUUGAAGCCAUAUAUACUGCGCUACUGAGGGCUAACAUGGAUGCUGCUGCAUUUUGGAAUCAACAGCCAUUGGCUGCAAGGGAAUAUGCAUCAAGUACUAUCAUUCCAGCAUGUACAGUUGUUGCAGAUAUUGCAAACAAUGCAAAAGAUCUUAUUGAGAAAGAAGUUGAUGCCUUCUCUCGGAGUCCUGAUAAUAGCCUGUACAUGCUUCCUUCAACCCCUCAGGCGCUUUUGGAGUCCAUGGGUUCUACUGGAUCUACAGGACCUGAAGCUCUUGCUGCUGCUGAAAAAAAUGCUGCUUUAUUGACAGCAAGAGCUGGUGCUAGGGAUCCAUCAGCAAUUCCAUCCAUAUGUCGUGUUUCUGCUUCUCUUCAGUAUCCUGCCGGUUUGGAGGGUUUUGACGCUGGUUUGGCAUCAGUGCUGGAGUCGCUGGAGUUCUGUUUGAAACUUCGUGGCUCUGAGGCUAGUGUAUUGGAGGAUUUGGCAAAGGCGGUCAAUCUUGUCCGUAUACGACAGGAUCUCGUUGAAAGUGGUCAUGCAUUGUUAAACCAUGCAUACCUUUCUCAACAAGAAUAUCAAAGGACUACAAAUUAUUGUCUGAGUUUGGCCUCUGAGCAAGAGAAAAUUGUCACAGAGAAAUGGUUGCCUGAACUUAAAACAGCUGUUUUGAAUGCUCAGAAGUGCUUGGAAGAUUGCAAAUAUGUGAGAGGUUUGCUUGAUGAGUGGUGGGAGCAACCAGCAUCUACAGUUGUUGACUGGGCUACUGUUGAUGGGCAAAAUGUUGCUGCUUGGCAUAAUCAUGUUAAGCAACUUCUUGCAUUUUAUGAUAAAGAACUCUUGUGAAUUAGAUAUCUGUGUACCAAUGGUACAGAAAUCUUCUUAUAAUCAUCCGAGUUGCCCAUACCCACGGUUGCGCAAAUGCAUAAAAUUACUUGAAUUGGCACCCUGUGGAUCAUGGGAUAUGCUUGGCAACAAAAGACAUCUUUGAGGGUAUCUUUCAAUUUGGUAUGCAGGGUGAGAGGUGGUUGGAUGCAUUUGAUGGAAGUCGAGGCAUCUUCCAUCAUGGGUAGGGGGAGAUGGUGGUUAGGCAUUUUCCAUUUGGGAUGCAUGUCAAGGCAUUAUCCAUUGGUUCCAUUAUUUAGAAAAUAGAGAGGAGAUGGGGCAAGGAUCUCGAAUGCCUGAAGUUGAGGUGUUUACAAAUGGUUUUUUAUGCCUCACUAAUUUUGUAUAGAAUGGAUAUUCAAAUUAAUUCUUGUAUGAUAGGUCAUGUAUCGUUCUUGGGUGGCGAGUGGGUUUCUUGUGUAUUGUUGUUCACUAGUUUGAUGCUUUUGAAUAUUGCCCAUCAAAGGGUUGUAAACCUGCAAUUUGUAUUUGUAGCUUAAUCUGCUUCGCUCGACCUUUAAUUGAA
Molecule: messenger RNA, 3434 nt
Organism: Hevea brasiliensis (rubber tree)
Lineage: Eukaryota; Viridiplantae; Streptophyta; Magnoliopsida; Malpighiales; Euphorbiaceae
Product: AUGMIN subunit 5
Exons: 10
Coding region: 485-2869 (794 amino acids)
Biological process (GO): spindle assembly
Cellular component (GO): spindle microtubule; HAUS complex
Source: RefSeq, a predicted model, not a curated record